AUGUGCGUACUUGAUGCUGAAAGUUGUUUUUCCCGACCGCAAGUCCAAGCCCACGAUCUGCGAAGAGCAGGACGAAGGAAGAGAAGAGAAGGAGACGAGGACGAGGACGAGGACGAGGACGAGGACGAGGACGAGGACGAGGACGAGGGCGAGGACGAGGACGAGGAGGACGAGGGCGAGGACGAGGACGAGGACGAGGACGAGGACGGGGAUCAUGAGCAAAAAGCAGAAGGAGAGUCUAGACUUACCGACUGA
Molecule: messenger RNA, 255 nt
Organism: Guillardia theta CCMP2712
Lineage: Eukaryota; Cryptophyceae; Pyrenomonadales; Geminigeraceae
Exons: 2
Coding region: 1-255 (84 amino acids)
Source: RefSeq, a predicted model, not a curated record